GCGGGCGGUGCGGCGGCGCGCGCGGAAACGAAGCCGGAGCUGCGGGCGAACUUGCAACGGCGGGCCCUGUGGGAACGGCUGCAGCAUGGCCGCGCUCUAUGGCGGCGUGGAAGGGGGAGGCACAGGGUCCAAAGUCCUUUUACUUUCUGAGGAUGGGAAGAUCCUGGCAGAAGCAGAUGGACUGAGCACAAACCACUGGCUGAUUGGCACAGACAAGUGUGUGGAGAGGAUCAACGAGAUGGUGGACAGGGCCAAACAGAAGGCUGGAGUGGAUCCUCUGGUACCCCUUCGAAGUCUGGGCCUGUCCCUGAGUGGUGGGGAGCAGGAGGAUGCAGUGAGGCUCCUGAUAAAGGAGUUGAGGAGCCGAUUUCCUUGCCUGAGUGAAAAUUACUUAAUCACCACUGAUGCAGCAGGUUCCAUUGCCACAGCUACACCGGAGGGUGGGAUUGUGCUCAUCUCUGGAACAGGCUCCAACUGUAGGCUUAUCAACCCUGAUGGCUCUGAGAGUGGCUGCGGUGGCUGGGGCCACAUGAUGGGAGACGAGGGCUCAGCUUACUGGAUUUCACACCAAGCUGUGAAGAUUGUGUUUGACUCUAUCGACAACCUGGAGGCAGCUCCUCAUGAUAUUGGCUAUGUCAAACAGGCCAUGUUCAACUAUUUCCAGGUGCCAGAUCGGCUGGGAAUUCUCACCCACUUGUAUAGGGAUUUUGAUAAAUCCAAGUUUGCUGGGUUUUGCCGGAAGAUUGCAGAAGGUGCUGUAGGUGCACAGCAGGGAGACCCUCUUUGCCAGCACAUCUUCAAGAAGGCUGGUGAGAUGCUGGGCAGACAUAUUGUAGCAGUGUUACCAAAGAUUGACCCGGUUUUGUUCCAAGGGAAGCUUGGCCUCCCCAUUCUGUGUGUGGGCUCAGUGUGGAAGAGCUGGGAGCUGCUGAAGGAAGGCUUUCUCCUGGCGCUGACCCAGGGCCGAGAUCUGCAGGCACAGAACGCCUUCUCCAGCUUCACCCUGAUGAAGCUCCGGCAUUCUUCUGCCCUGGGGGGUGCCAGCCUCGGUGCCAGGCAUGUUGGACACCACCUUCCCAUGGACUACAGCAUCAAUGCCAUUGCCUUCUAUUCCUACACAUUCUAGGGUCUGCCCACCUCCCCAUUCCACGACAGUGAACGUUAGAAGGGAGAGUUUUCCUUUUUAAAAAUACAUGUGGAAGAAAUAAAUGCACUUUACCCCCUCCCUCCGGGUGGUAUCCUCA
This is a messenger RNA of Psammomys obesus (fat sand rat), 1244 nucleotides long. RefSeq names its product N-acetylglucosamine kinase (gene Nagk). The record is from RefSeq and is a predicted model, not a curated record. Bases 86 to 1126 code for a protein of 346 amino acids. Gene Ontology annotation, molecular function: N-acetylglucosamine kinase activity. The transcript has 10 exons. NCBI's taxonomy places the organism in Eukaryota, Metazoa, Chordata, Mammalia, Rodentia, Muridae.